AUGAAUCUGACUCAUUCACCUCUUCUCACAGGCUACGCCCAGUCUGGACAUGUGCUCCAAUGCAAGACAAGAUUCCUGAAGCCUCAAGUAAGAGAUGCUGUUCUCAACGCUCUGCAGCAAGAUGCAAAUUCAAAGCCCGUUGACGUGGUCGAGUUUCACUAUCCUUCAGGCACGUGGCCUAUGAAACUCGAUCAACCCCGGGAGAGCAAUGAGCUGUGGACAUGGGGACAUGGCGAAUCUGUGACUGGCCGUAUCCGGGGCCUUGAACAGUCUGUCGAUGAUAUCUUCCGCUAUCUUGAGAAAAAUGGCCCAUUCCUCGGGGUCAUGGGAUUCUCCUCGGGUGCUGCUGCGGGUGCUAUAAUUGCUUCUCUUUUGGAGAAAAGACACUCGAUCGGCAAUUUCCAAUUUAAUACGGACCACCCCCCUUUGAAGUUUGUGGUUGCGGUUUGUGGGUUUGCAUUGAAAGACCCUCUUUACAACGACUUUUACAGUCCGAAAAUUGAGACGCCGAUAUUCCUUGCUAUUGCUAGCCUGGACGUAAUAGUCGAUGGAUCUGAAUCGCUGAGACUGCGUGAUUCAAGCACAAAUACAGCUUUGUGCUUUUUCGAGGGGGCACAUUAUGUCCCACGAGACAAGGUAUUUUUGAAAUCCUUGGUCCAGUUUAUUGAAGAUGCUUUGAGCAUCAAAGAGGACCACGAGGAGGAUUGGGAGGAUUGUGGAGAUAAUUGCGGAUUGCAGUAG
Messenger RNA from Penicillium psychrosexuale, 741 nucleotides. RefSeq lists its product as uncharacterized. The record is from RefSeq and is a predicted model, not a curated record. Bases 1 to 741 code for a protein of 246 amino acids. The transcript is spliced from 2 exons. NCBI's taxonomy places the organism in Eukaryota, Fungi, Ascomycota, Eurotiomycetes, Eurotiales, Aspergillaceae. Gene Ontology annotation, cellular component: cytoplasm; nucleus.